AUGACGGCCUACGGUCAAAAAAAGAAAAGGUGUGUAAAAUACGAGAGAAAACAAGCAGAAGGAGCUCGGUGUCCAAGCCCUCCCGGGCCAGGUACCAAGCUGACCGUAGGGGACGCCUGGAACGCUCUGUCGGAGGCACCCCCGCGCAUCCCCCGCGUGUCCGGGGCGGGCGGGGCGCGGCGCGGCGCGGGGCGGGGCGGAGCGGGCCCGGUCCGCCACCGGCAGGGGGCGGGUGCGCCCUCCGCGCCUUCCUCCGGCUGCGCGGCGGCGGCGGCUCCGCUCGGUUCCUGCUCGGGCCGGGGCAGCCUUCGCGGCGCGGCCGCCGAGGGGACGCUGCGUGACGAGUCCGCGCCCUACAGCCCCGGUAAGUGCUCGCGAUCUCCGCGGGGAGAGGCCCCUGCCCGUCUCCCGCCGGGCAUCCCGCCGCCGGCUCCGCCACCCGGGCGCGCAUCGCUCUCCUCUGCGCGGGAGAGCCGCUGGCUGCCAGCCCCUGCCUUCGCUGCUGGCUUUCCCCGGCGGUUCCCCUUCCCCGGGCCGCUUGGCCCUUCCCCCAUCCCCUCCCGACCCGGGAAGGCUGAGGUGGGCCGGGGCCGCGGGCCAGAGCCGGGCGGGGCGCUGGACGGGGGUGUCCGUCCCGUCCUCCGCUCCUCCGCCGUCCCGGGCCGGCGAGGGGGCCAGGGCCGGGCUGGAGGCGGCGGGGAAGAGAACGAGCUCUCGGAGCCGCUGGCGGUGCCCGCGCAGGAGGAGGAGGAGGCACCGGGUGGUGGCGGUCGGGCCGACAGGACGCCCCGGUCCAGAGAAAUGAGUGAAACGCUGGCAGCAUGGCAGCCCCUUCCUGCUGAAACAAAGUCAGCUCGGUGGCGGUGUUGCCUUGCCUUGCUCUGUGCAGUACGGGGUCGUGGGCGCUGUUGGCUCAUGGGUUCUUUCGAAACUUCUCAAGUGGAGGUGGUUGAUGAAACUGCCAUGGCUGCCUGCGUGAUUGCUGGUCAGCUGAGUAACAGUGACACGUGA
Messenger RNA from Sturnus vulgaris (Common starling), 1011 nucleotides. The record is from RefSeq and is a predicted model, not a curated record. NCBI's taxonomy places the organism in Eukaryota, Metazoa, Chordata, Aves, Passeriformes, Sturnidae.